AAUGGGGGUGAGAAAGAGUAAAUGUUGUUGAAUUGUGUUUAAAAGAAAGAAGAAAAGCAUGGAAGUCGUUUAGAAUUAAAAGGGGAAGAUGGGGGAAAUGGGAAAACGGGAAAAGUUUGGAAAGGUUUUUGAAUAAUGCCUCUGCUUCUUCCUUCAUUUACUCUGUCACUGUCUUUCUUAUUGUGAACAGAACAGAGGAGGAGGACUGAGCCUUCACAUGACUUCUCUGCAAAUCACGCAUUCAAAUUCCACAACAAAACUAAAUAAAUAAAUAAAGAAAGAAAUUCUCCUCCUCCUCAUCCUCCUCUGCAAUACAACCAUUACCAUGUCCUUCUUCUGAACCUCUGACUCACCUCUCCGAACAACCUACUUUUUCUCUCCCUAUCUUUACUUCUCUUUUCCUUUUUACCUCUCCUUUCUUCUUCUUCUUCUUCUCAAUACCUUAAUCCCUCUUCCUCAUUUCUCUAUUCUGGCUCUCCCAACCAUGGAAAGCUUCAGCUUGCUUAAAUACUGGAGAGGAGGCGGCGGUGGUGGUGGUGCGUCUGCUUCUGCCGCCGCUGAUUUUGCUUUCAGCAGUACUUCAUCUGCUGCCACCGCCACUGUUGUCACUGCCGUCGCGAGGAACCAGGCGGAGACUGAUGAGGAUGAGGAUGACGAUGAUGGGCCGUUCUUUGAUUUGGAGUUUGCGGUUCCUGAUGAGGAUGAGGGUCGGAAACAGGGGGGAGAUGGAGAUGGAGAUGGAGAUGGCAGAAACUGUGAUGAUGGAAGUGAGGAGGAGAAUGAUGAUGAUGAAGAAGAAGAAGAAGAAGAAGAAGAUGGGGACUCGGAUGGUGAGAGGGAGUUCGAUUUCACGCUCUCGUCUGGCUCCACCAAUGAACAUUCCGAUGCUAAUCUUACGUUCUCUCCUUCAGAUGACUUGUUUUUUAAGGGUAAGCUUGUCCCUGUUGAAGCUUCCUCCAAUGGCGGUUCUGAACCCAACUCCAAACCCCAGCUUCGUGUCACAUUGUUGAAAUCAGCCGCGAAGUUUAGGGUAUUUAUGUCGGGUCUCAAGAAAUCGAAAUCAAACGGGGAGAAGAAAACAGAGGUGGAUGGAUCUGUUGGGGAACCGACGAAAGGUGAGACAACAGAACUGACGCCGGAAAACCCACCGGAGAAAAACGAGAACCAAUCGGACAAAAGCCAGAAUCAAACGAAAAGUAAGUUAUUUGCCGUGAAACUGAAGGUAGAGGAAGUUCCGAUCAUGUCUCUGUUUACCAGAGACAACAGUUCAAGAGGCUCCGCUGGAACUACCACCACCACCACCACCACCAACAACAACAACAACAGUAACAAAGCACAGAAACAAAGCUCCGACGAAUUAACCUCUGAAGAAAAUCGAUUUUCAAAAGACGUAAUAAUGCAAAAGUACUUAAAGAUGGUGAAGCCUCUGUACAUUCGGGUUUCACGGAGAUACGGCGAGAAGUUCAGGUUAUCCGGACAGCUGAUUUUGGGGGCAGCCAGAGCUAAGUCCGGUGCACUGCCUACAAUAGCGGCGCCACCCACUUCCCCACCGGUGGAAAAGACCGUGACAGACACAGAACUUGUGGAAGUACAAGCACAAACAACGACCAUCAACACAAAGGGCCGGAACAUGCCAGCCAAGCUAAGAGUGGUUUGCAAGCACUUGGGGAAAAGUCGGUCAGCUUCCUCCGCUGUAGCAGCGGCUCCACCCGGGCAGGCGCCGUCGAGAAGGGACGAUUCACUUCUGCAGCAACAAGACGGAAUCCAGAGCGCCAUUCUUCAUUGCAAGAGAUCCUUCAACGCCUCUAGAGAUUCAGAGUCUUCCCUGCUGUCUCUGCGUGAGAAACCUUCAGAUUUCACAGAGAAAGCCAUUGGCUGAAGGUAAAGAAAAACAGCGAUCGAUCCAUCAAUCCAUGAGAAAAUUUCAACCCAAACAGGCGGGAAAAUUUUGGUCAAUAUCCUUCACAUUUCUCUCGCUUAAUAUAUAUAUAUAUAUAUGUAGUAUAUAUGUAAAUGUUCAUCUGUUGGGUUAGGAAGGAUUGAAUUUGUGGGUUCCUCUGGGCUUCUAAGUAAAAAGUUUGAAUAUUUUUCCAGUGAAGGGUAAAAAGUAUUAGGAAGUGAUGAUACAUAGAAAGCAAGCAGAGUUGGGCGCCCCAUGUAUGU
This is a messenger RNA of Cucurbita moschata (crookneck pumpkin), 2163 nucleotides long. Its product is annotated as probable membrane-associated kinase regulator 2. NCBI's taxonomy places the organism in Eukaryota, Viridiplantae, Streptophyta, Magnoliopsida, Cucurbitales, Cucurbitaceae. The transcript has 2 exons. Bases 485 to 1879 code for a protein of 464 amino acids. Gene Ontology annotation, cellular component: plasma membrane. The record is from RefSeq and is a predicted model, not a curated record.